Solanum verrucosum is the source of this 2401-nucleotide messenger RNA. RefSeq names its product pentatricopeptide repeat-containing protein At3g61360. Bases 194 to 1708 code for a protein of 504 amino acids. The record is from RefSeq and is a predicted model, not a curated record. NCBI's taxonomy places the organism in Eukaryota, Viridiplantae, Streptophyta, Magnoliopsida, Solanales, Solanaceae. The transcript has 6 exons. Gene Ontology annotation, molecular function: protein binding.
CUUAAGCAGAGAGUAGUUUUCGCCAUUCCUCCAAAGCACCCGCUCCAGAAUUUGCAGUCCUGGUCGCCGGUCGCUGGUCGGCCUUCCUUAUCUAGAAUUGCUAAACGAUUGUCAGCUCACUCAGAUAGGAUAAGGUGUGGUUGUUAUCGUGUUUGUAUUGAUUGAAGUGCAAAACUUUGACUUGUUACUUAAAAUGGUGGUUGUGAUUUCUACUCGAAUAGAUAAAUUUGGCCAAGUUUUGCGAGUUGUUGGACAUCGCCUUUGGUCAAGCAGUUUGGUUCAUUCUUUUUCAGAAACAAAAGAUGAAGUUGAAACAAUUGCUAGAAUCAUUAAUGACCACCCUUUUCCUGUUCAGCCUCUGCAACCAAUGCUUAAACGUCAUGUCUCUUCGAGUAUCCUGUCUACCAUGUUUGUUGAAAAUGUCAUUGGUCGCCUAUUUGCGGCACAUGCAAAUGGUCUUAAAGCAUAUGAAUUUUUUGAGUUCUGCCUCCACCAUCCUGAGUAUAGUCCAACCUCUGAUGCAUUUGAGAAGACACUUCACGUACUAGCAAGAAUGCGAUACUUUGAUAAGGGUUGGGAACUAAUGAAGAAAAUUCAACAGCUACAACCGUCGUUGCUCACCCUUAAGUCAUUGAGCAUCAUGCUAUCAAGAAUAGCAAAAUAUCAGUCCUAUGAAGAUACCCUUGAAGCAUUUGAGAAGAUGGAGCAGCAUUUAUUCCCCGGGAAGAAAUUUGGCACCGAAGAGUUCAAUAUUCUUCUUCGAGCAUUUUGCUCACAGAGGCAGAUGAAAGAAGCUCGUUCAGUAUUCAACAAACUCCAUUCUAGGUUCCCACCUGAUACCAAGACAAUGAAUAUCUUGCUUUUGGGGUUCAAGGAAUCAGGGGAUAUUACUGCCGUAGAGUUAUUUUACCAUGAGAUGGUUAAAAGAGGUUUUAAGCUUAAUUCCGUAACAUACAGUAUAAGAAUUGAUGCAUACUGCAAGAAAGGUCGUCUUGGUGAUGCUUUGAAGCUGUUUGAAGAAAUGGAUACGGUAAAUUGCUUGCCUACAGUAGAAACAAUAACAACUUUGAUUCAUGGAGCAGGGAUUGCUCGUAAUAUAAGUAAAGCUAAGGAACUCUUCAAUGAAAUCUUCAAGAGAAAUUUUCAACCAGACACUGGAGCCUAUAAUGCCCUUUUGAGUUCUCUUAUCAAAUCCAGGGAUGUCAAAUCUGCAGCAGUCUUAAUGGAUGAGAUGGAGGAGAAAAAUAUUGAGUUUGACAAUUUAACUUAUCACACUAUGUUAUGGGGAUUGAUAAGAUCAAAUGAUGUUGGUGGUGUCAUUGAUCUUUACGAAAGGAUGGUUGACAAAAAUUUCUUGCCUAAGGCACGUACUGUUGUGAUGCUGAUGAAAUUCUUUUGUGAAAACCAGAGAAUUGAUCUGGGUUUGAGCUUAUGGAAUUACCUGAUGAAUAAAGGGCACUGUCCACACUGCCAUUCUUUAGAAAUUCUGGUCACAGGAUUGUGCUCCCGUGGGAGAGUUGAAGAAGCAUUUGAGUGCUCUGAGCAAAUGUUGAAGAGGGGUAGGCACAUGAGCGAGCUAGUGUUUCAGAUGUUGAAGAGGUCUCUCUUACAGCUGGGAGAGGAGGAAAAGUUACAGAAGCUCUAUCAAAUGACAAAGAGAUUAGAAAUGAUAUUGCCUCCUAAUGGACAAACUAUUGGCACAGCCUAGGUACAGAGCUGUAAGUAAGGUGCUGUUGGUGUUUUGGGCUCAAAUUUGCUUAUGGGGAGGGUUUUCAGAAACAUUAAAUGCAACUGAUCUAUUGACAAAGGAGAGUAAAAUUCCUCUGCUCUAUUUGCUUGAUAUCUGGCAGUAAGGUUAUUUAGUUGCUUGAACAGUUACCAACCUUACACCAACUUUUGCACCGUUUUAUCGGUUGUCAGGUAUGUUACUCUUCAUAAUCAGUUCAAUGUGAUCACUACUUCAACAAAAUGUCCUCUAUUCAGAUGUCAUAUGCUGUUGUGCUAACAUUUAUGAUUAUGAAACUUUCAUGCAGCCACAGGGGGCAUCUGCUCACAAUUUUGUGAUUCAGUUGGCACUUUCAAUGGUUGCUUCAGAGAGCACUUAAAUCUACAAUGCACAGUAAUGGAAUGGUUAAUUUAGUUAACAAGUUCUUUGAGAUGCAACAGAUUGAUGCUCUUAGGCCUCUUGGAUAUAUACACAGGGCUGGUCAGCAGGUACCAUCCUGAGAGAUUAUUUUCUUUGAUAGAAGUUUUUCCUAUAAAAGAGGUUAUGUCAUCACACUUAUUACAGGUGCUACAUGCAAUGCAUAUAAUUGUUAGAAAGUAUCAUUUCGGCAGUGCCGUCUAAAAUUAUGACUUAGAUCCCAUCAGAAGUAACUGGGAAGGAUCUAAAUACUGAAAG